Messenger RNA from Paramormyrops kingsleyae, 750 nucleotides. Lineage: Eukaryota; Metazoa; Chordata; Actinopteri; Osteoglossiformes; Mormyridae. The record is from RefSeq and is a predicted model, not a curated record.
AUGUUGUCCCACACCAGCACUGGGGUGUCCUCUGUGCUGAGGAAGUACCAGGUCUCUAACUUAGAGCUGGGGGGCAUCGUUUCUGCCUACAAAAUAGUGCCAGAUGAGAUCGACGAGAUCAAGGAGACACUGAUGGACUGGUGUGAUGAGAAAGAGCUGAACCUCAUCCUGACCACCGGGGGCACUGGGUUUGCCCCACGUGAUGUCACCCCAGAGGCCACUAAGGAGGUGAUUGAGCGGGAGGCACCCGGCAUGGCCCUGGCUAUGCUCAUGGGGUCCCUCAACGUCACGCCACUGGGCAUGCUGUCCAGGCCUGUGUGCGGGAUCAGGGGGAAGACCCUCAUCAUCAACCUGCCUGGCAGUAAGAAGGGCUCGCAGGAAUGUUUCCAAUUCAUCCUGCCCGCACUGCCCCAUGCCAUCGACCUUCUGCGGGACGCUGUGGUCAAGGUGAAGGAGGUGCAGGAUGAGCUGGAGGACCUGCCCUCGCCACCUCCUCCGCUGUCCCCACUGCCCGCCACUGGCCCACACAAGCAGACUGAGGACAAGGGCGUCCAGUGCGAGGAGGAGGACGAGGACAAGAAGGACAGCGGCGUGGCCUCCACCGAAGACAGCUCCUCCUCCCACAUCACCGCCGCCGCCAUCGCUGCCAAGUGUGGCCAACUUCCUGUUGUCAUGUCAGAAGGUGUCCACUGUCCAUCCAUGGCCUCACCCUCCAUGAUCGCACUCGCAGUGCUGGAGAGCUGCUGGUAA